This is a messenger RNA of Xyrauchen texanus (razorback sucker), 2956 nucleotides long. RefSeq names its product WD repeat and FYVE domain-containing protein 2. Gene Ontology annotation, molecular function: metal ion binding; protein binding. The transcript has 12 exons. NCBI's taxonomy places the organism in Eukaryota, Metazoa, Chordata, Actinopteri, Cypriniformes, Catostomidae. The coding region runs from base 118 to 1320 and encodes 400 amino acids. The record is from RefSeq and is a predicted model, not a curated record.
GCAUCCUUUACUGACUGACUGACUGCCUUUCACCGUGUUGUUGGUUUAAUAAUCGACCUGCAGAGCGCGUGUUAUGCUGCCGAGUGAGAAUUCAGGUGACGGAGAAACAACAGCACCAUGGCGGCAGAGAUUCACCCCCGUCCGCAGACACGAAAGCCCGUCCUGUUGAGCAAAAUCGAGGGUUUCCAAGAUGUGGUGAACACGGCUGUGAUCAUUCCCAAAGAGGACGGGGUUAUCAGCGUAUCUCAAGACAGGACAAUCCGUGUGUGGUUGAAGAGGGACAGCGGUCAGUACUGGCCCAGUGUCUAUCACACAAUGUCGGCUCCAUGUUCAUGUAUGUCCUUCAACCCAGAGACAAGGAAGAUAUCUGUUGGGAUGGAUAAUGGCGUUGUGUCGGAGUUUGUCCUGUCAGAGGACUACAACAAGAUGACUCCUGCACGAACAUAUCAGGCUCAUCAGGGUGGUGUGACUGUGGUGUUGUUUGUCUUGGAGAUGGAGUGGGUUCUAAGCACAGGUCAGGACAAGAGCUUUACAUGGCACUGCUCAGAGAGUGGACAGCAGCUGGGCUCUUACAGAACCACAGCAUGGGUGUCCGGACUCCAAUUUGAUGUGGAAACCAGACAUGCUUUUGUUGGAGAUCAUUCCGGUCAAGUAACAAUCCUAAAACUGGAGCAGGACAACUGCAGCUUGGUCACCACCUUUAAAGGCCACACAGGCAAUGUUACUGCUCUGUGUUGGGAUCCCGUUCAAAGGGUUUUAUUCUCUGGAAGUUCUGAUCAUUCAAUCAUCAUGUGGGACAUCGGGGGCCGAAAAGGCACAGCCAUAGAACUGCAGGGACACAAUGAUAAAGUGCAGGGUUUGUGUUAUGCUCCUCACACUCGUCAGCUCAUUUCCUGUGGCUUAGAUGGAGGAAUAGUUAUCUGGAACAUGGACGUCACACGACAAGAGACCCCCGAGUGGCUGGACAGUGACUCGUGUCAGAAGUGUGAACAGCCCUUUUUCUGGAACUUCAAACAGAUGUGGGACUUCAAAAAAAUUGGCCUGCGGCAGCAUCACUGUAGGAAGUGUGGUCAAGCCGUGUGUGGAAAGUGCUCUUCUAAGCGUUCCACUAUUCCUCUCAUGGGAUUUGAGUUUGAGGUGCGGGUUUGUGACAGCUGUUAUGACUCCAUUACCGAUGAGGAACGGGCCCCCACUGCAACAUUCCAUGAUAGUAAGCACAGCAUCGUACAUAUGCAGUAUGAACCAACCCGGGGCUGGCUGCUCACCUCUGGGACUGACAAAAUCAUCAAGCUGUGGGACAUGACUCCAGUGGUAUCUUGAGAAUUCUUAGCAUCGUCAGCAGAAAGGAACUGUGAAGGUGGAAUCAGUCCGGGACAUGAACCAAGAAGUGUGUGUGUGUGUGUGUGUGUGUGUGUGUGUGUGUGUGUGUGUGUGUGUGUGUGUGUGUGUGAAGAACGUUCAGAGCUCCGCAUAGUUUUCCAUGGAAACAUAUCUUAACCAAUGGCCGAACAGAAUUCUGAUACCACUUUCCUUUCGAAAAAUUCAAGGACAUCAUGUUAGUGACAUGGAAAACUGAUGGUUUCAAAAAUGAAACGGAACAUGUGCAUUUGUAUGUAUUUGUGCAUGUACACACGGGUUAUUGGAGACAUGUAAAUAUAGUCUAAAUCUGCUUGGUUAUAUUGUGUGUAAAUAUUUGAGGUUGUUUAUACUGACAUGAACCAGUGAUGUUAUAUAUAUUGUCUAUGUCUAUAUUCCACUGGCAUCUUAUACUACUUUAUCCCAAACAUCAAUGAAUCAUCCUGAUAUUACAUAAAAGCAUGCUGGAACUGUUUUUGUAUUUAAGUGCCUUCAUCACAACUUAAUCAGUGGUCAAGAUUUGGCAUGAAAAAAAAAAAACGUUUGUUCACAACAAACUUUAAACUUGUUAAAACAUAAGCACUUUUUAUUGAUAUAGUUUAAUGGAAAAAUUAAACAUUCAUUUUAAUUGUUGUUUACAAAGCAGGCUCAUCUCCACCCACCCGUUGUGACUUGGCCCACAUAACACUUUGCAAAAGCUUCAUUAACCUUCGCUCCACAACUCUCACCCCCCACGGCCACCGUGACUCACUUUGCCCACCUUACAACUUAACGCUGGAGCCGGGGGCUGUUACAAAGGGUAAAAUUGAAUCAUGCUUCAUUUAUAAUAAUAAUAAUAAUUGAAUUUGAUCUUAUUAAAGUCAAUGUUUCAUAAACAUCUGAUAACUGAAAUAAACCCUCACAUUAUUUCAUUCUUUCAUUCCUUGGUCAGAACAUAUGUGAUUCAGACCAUAAUUUGGCACUUAGACACCACUCUUCACCGAACAUUGAAUCAAGCAAAGGCUUUCGUAAUGUGUGACUUGUAAUGAGUUUCCCACAGCAUGAUAUGGACAUUUGGGCUUUUAAAGGCUUAUUGAGAAGCCAUGACAUGUAAAACGCUACAGAUGAGAAGUUACAGGGUAUGGACAAAUAAUGAACGCCACAUGAUAAAGAAGUUUGACUUUUUGGAGUAACUAAAUCACGAUUGUGAUUGCGAAACAGCAGUAUGUGUCAGCACUUUCACAAUUUUUCAAAGAUACAUAAUGCAACCAAGAGAUUUCCAAAGAGGCCAAAUAUAGGAACUGCAUGCACGAUCUAAGGAUUUUGACUCAAGUGAAACAGUAAUUAGAGUGAACUCUUUGUUGACCUUUAGUUAAAAGCUCAUAGACACUUUUAAUGCAGUUCAUGGAAGUGAUCAAACUGAACAUUGUAUUUCCGAGAUCUAAGUCUCAGAGAAGAGAAACGGUAGUCGAGUGCCUUUCUGAUCCUUUCUUUUACCUCUUAAACGACCUUUCUACUCAAUAUCCAGAACUAAGAACUUAGAAGAUGCUUUUUACGGACUUCCACCACUGGUUUGUGAUAUAUUUUAAUGUGCCUGGAAUUGUGAAAUAAAACUUGUAAA